Messenger RNA from Entrophospora sp. SA101, 1254 nucleotides. NCBI's taxonomy places the organism in Eukaryota, Fungi, Glomeromycota, Glomeromycetes, Entrophosporales, Entrophosporaceae. The record is from the annotation of a GenBank genome assembly.
AUGGAGCAAAAAAACAAUUCAAUGCCUGAAAUGAAUGACAUUCAAACUUUCGUCAAUGAUUCUAUAAUAGAUAAUUUAUUUGAUACAAAUAACAAUCUAGACAAUGCUAUUACCCAGGAGUCACAUUAUUUUCAUAACUUGGAAACCGGUAUACCUGACAUGGAUCAUAAUUAUUUAUCACAACUUUUACAUGCUGUAAUGGAAUCAGAAUCUAAGAAGAGUGCAGUCGAUUUUGUUUCAAUGUCAGAGGUUGAAAGAAUCCCGGCCUCUGAAAUAAAUGCUUUCAACGACUUUAGACCCUCUUCAGAAUCCAAUUUUCAGUCUAAUAAUACUAAUGACAAAGAAGAAGACAAAAGUGUAAAUUUAAGUUAUGGCGAUGAUGAUAAUAAUUAUGAUAAUCCCAGAAAUAUAUCACCAAGUGUAAAAUAUGCAUCAGUAAGAGCCACUAUAACAGCUACAAAAUCAGGUUUAAAUGAAAAUGGCAUUAAUAAAUCAAGAAGACUCUGGGAUGAAGAAGAGGUUUCUAUUUUUCUUAAUCAUUUUAAGGAGGAUUAUGCAUUAUACCAAAAGAACAGAAAAGAAUUUUAUGAAAAGAUGUCCAGUAAAUAUUUUACAUCAAGAUCAAAAGGUGCAAUUCAAAAUAAACUUAGUCAAUUAUUGGACAAAUAUGAGGAAAUUAAAAGCAAUUCGGCUAAAUAUAACUGGAAAUGCAAAAGUAAUAAAUCAACAGAUGUUAAUUCAGACAAUGAUGUUAGUGAAGUAGAAUCACAUGAAGUAAUGAUUGUUGACCAUAAGAUAAAUAAUAAUAAUUUUAUAGAAGCUGGUUAUUUUAUGGAAGAUGAUUAUGUAAGUGAUGGUCAUUAUGGAACCAGAUUUUAUAAAAGAUUUAAAAGGUUUAAUGCAAAUAGUAUUAUUAAUCCUCUUGUCAAUGACCAAGAAAACAACAAAAUUGAUAAUGGUGUAGUUGAAAAUAGAAAUUGUAUUGGCAAAAAAAGAAUAAUUGGAAUUUCUUCUGCAUGUAUAAUUGCAGAUGCUAUCAAAGAGUCAAUAAUGUAUAGAGAAAGAAUGUGGGAAGAAAAUUUGAAAUUUGAAAAUGAAAACUUGGAUAAAGAAUAUGAAAUACAAAAAAACAGAAUUGAAUUGGAAAUACGCCAAUUGCAAUUUGAGAGACAACAAUUAAGACUUGAACAUGAUAACAAACUUAAAGAAUUGGAAGUAAAACUACCUCAAUUAAGUCAAAAAAAUAAUUAUUGA